UUUAAAAAUCACAUAUUAAUUUUAUAUAAAUAGACGUUAGUUUAUUAAAUUUUUAAUCGACAAAAAGUCGAAAAGAAAACUGUAAGAUGCAAAGCGACAAGUUUGCACCGGAAUGGUUUCGUAAAUGUCUGUAUAACUGAAUGCUGAAUUUGGAUGUGAACUAGAAAGUUUAAAGUAUGAAUGAAGGUCGGUUAGAAAGUUACUUUUCAUAUAUUCCCUUCUUUGCGUUUAUUUUCCCUACAACUUUCCUUGCAGUUAGCUACGCUCUUAUCUUAAUUGUCAAGCGUCCUAGCAACUACAUUUUAUCUCCAAGUGACUUAGGAAUUAACCAACCGGAGCAAGGUAUCUAUACAAUUGCUUUGACAUUAGGGAGUGUUAUGACAUUUACAGUUCAACUACUUCGCUACAUUCAAAUAAAUAGUCUUUAUCCGCGAAAAACUAAAAGAGUUAACUUUACAUCAUUUAUUUGCGGUGUUGUUAUGAUAUGUGCACAAGUGACAGCUGCAGCGUUUUCUCAAGAUUACGAGCAAAUUUCUCAUUAUUCAGCAGGGUCCAUAUAUUUUGUUUUUGGGUGCAUUUACAUGAUUACUCAAACGUAUUUAUCACAAGUACUUCCAAUGCAUCACAUCAGAUCUAUUGUUUUUUUUAGGUUAAUCUGCACAAUUAUAGGAUGUAUAUCCCCUAUUAUUUUUGGAACAACAUUUUUUUUAUCCAAGGUCGAUGAUUUUGGUAAUAAAAUUCAAAAACUUACUCAAUGGGUUCUGUUAUUUUUCCUGCACGUAUUUAUUUGCAGUUUUAGCUGGGAUUUUAAUCGGAUAAAAUUUAACUCGUACUCGCUUGAUAAAAGAUUUUCGUUUUCAGGAAGUACGCAGGGCAUAAUCAACAAUACUGAUUAUCCAAGAAAUCAAACCCGUAUAAAUAGAUUCUCAAGUAGAAGUUCGGCACACUACCGAAAUUCUUAUUUAUAAAAAAAUAAAAUUUAAAUAAAGUAAAAGAUUUACUUUUUUAAUUUAAAUUUAUUGUAUUAUAAAACUUGUUUUAUGAUCUUUUGUUUUCAUCGGUUCAACAUUUUCAAAUGUAAGACACUUAAGGUAUAUAUUAUAUAUAUUUAUCUUUUUUUAAAUUUAUUUUUCUUCUCUCACUUGUUUACUCUCUUUUUUUUUACUUUUGCUCAGUUUAUACAUACAUACAUACAUACAUACAUACAUACAUACAUACAUACAUACAUACAUACAUACAUACAUACAUACAUACAUACAUACAUACAUACAUACGUACGUUUUUAUAUAAAUUAGAUCUUCAUUUUUUGUGUAUUAUUUGUUUUCUGAUUAUUCAAAGUUGUAUUGAGUAAAAUGCAUAUAAAAUGAAUUCUGUAUAUUUAAAUUAUGUUAAUACCAGUAUAUUUUAGCAAUGCUUAAAAUGUUAAUAUGAUUGUAUCAAA
Molecule: messenger RNA, 1441 nt
Organism: Hydra vulgaris (swiftwater hydra)
Lineage: Eukaryota; Metazoa; Cnidaria; Hydrozoa; Anthoathecata; Hydridae
Source: RefSeq, a predicted model, not a curated record